Molecule: messenger RNA, 7692 nt
Organism: Corythoichthys intestinalis (scribbled pipefish)
Lineage: Eukaryota; Metazoa; Chordata; Actinopteri; Syngnathiformes; Syngnathidae
Product: AMP deaminase 2-like
Exons: 18
Coding region: 552-2846 (764 amino acids)
Biological process (GO): AMP metabolic process; IMP salvage
Cellular component (GO): cytosol
Molecular function (GO): AMP deaminase activity
Source: RefSeq, a predicted model, not a curated record
CUUUUUUUUGCCACGUGGUAUGUUCCAGCCCAGUAUUUAAAUCCGGUAGCUUCAAGACAGUGCUGUUUGUGAUCGACUAACCGGCGUAAUCCAGGAAGCUGCUGAGAGAUAGACGGACAGAAGAAGAGAGAGUGAGAAAGCUAGGACUAAAAGGAGGGGAAAGCCCAGUCCAACUCCAUGCUGAGAGCAUAAGAGGAGAAGCCGAGAGGAAAAAGAGGGCACAUUUUGCAAUACCAGUGCUACAGCAGCACACGAUCUAGGAGAGAGAAUAUCCUGUCUCUCCUCUCCUCUUCUCACGCUCUCUAUUUGCUGUCAUUCUGUGCAUCGGGCCAGCGGGGGAGGGUACAUCGACUGUCCCAGGCCUAGUUAAAUGUCCCAGCAUCCCGCAGAAGCUCAGACCAGGCCACUGCGACAGUAACUGUGAGAGCAGGACAAGACAGGGCACAGGAGAUCUGUGUGGUGUAUCUGGGUCAAAACCCCUCAAGCCUCAGCGUUCCCUCCCAGGAACCCCUGUCUCUUUGAAACAGUUCCCGGUUGACCUACGAACCUCCAUGGAAGAGAAGUACAAAGAGAUUGCAGAGGAACUCUUCACGCGCAGCAUGGCGGAAAGUGAGAUGCGCAGCGCCCCCUAUGAGUUCCCAGAGGACAGCCCCAUCGAGCAGCUGGAGGAGCGCCGGCACCGUCUCGAGAGGCAGAUUAGCCAAGACAUUAAGCUUGAGCCCGAGAUCUUGCUCCGCGCCAAACAGGACUUCCUGAAAAUCGACAGUACCACAGACCUCGAGUUAAUGAAGGAGAAGAGUGUUGACGUUGGUGAUAAUGGCAUCAAGGAACGGGAAAUGCCAAUGGAGAGAGAGUAUCAGCGGGUCUCAAUAUCUGGAGAGGAAAAAUGUGGGGUACCUUUCACUGACUUGGUUGAUGCUGCCAAGUGCGUGGUGAAGGCUUUGUUCAUUCGAGAGAAGUACAUCAACAGAUCCUUGCAGUCUUUUUGCAAGACCACAGCUCAUGCCUUGCAGGACCUCGGCUUGAAGCCACUGGACAUGGGAAUCUAUGACAAAUUUCCCGAGACCCCCGUCGAUGCCGAUGCUCCCGUCCACCCACCUGUUUCGGAGACACACCCUUAUGACAAUCUGGACCCCAAAAAUCUGCCCUCAGAUACGGGAUAUGGUUGCAAGAUGGUAGAUGGAGUAAUGCACGUUUACACUAAAAAGAACACCAUGGAUAAAAGUACACUAUUAGAUCUUCCGUAUCCUGACUUGAAGGAAUAUAUCGCUGACAUGAAUGUAAUGAUGGCCCUCAUCAUUAACGGCCCAGUGAAGUCUUUUUGCUACCGUCGCCUCCAGUAUCUAAGCUCCAAGUUUCAAAUGCACAUCCUCUUAAAUGAGAUGAAGGAAUUGGCUGCCCAGAAGAAAGUUCCUCACAGAGACUUUUACAACAUACGCAAAGUAGACACACACAUACACGCAUCCUCCUGCAUGAACCAGAAGCAUCUGCUGCGCUUCAUCAAGAGGGCCAUGAAAAAAUACCCUGAGGAGAUUGUUCACAUUGAGCGGGGCCGGGGUCAAACCCUGAAGGAGGUGUUCGAGACCAUGAACUUGACGGCCUUCGAUCUGAGCGUUGACACGCUUGAUAUGCAUGCGGACCGCAACACGUUCCAUCGCUUUGACAAAUUUAAUGCCAAAUACAACCCCAUUGGAGAGUCCAUCCUCAGAGAGAUAUUCAUCAAGACUGAUAAUCAUGUUGAGGGGAAAUACUUUGCACACAUUGUCAAGGAGGUUAUGUCCGACCUUGAGGAGAGCAAGUACCAGAACUCUGAGCUGCGGCUGUCCAUCUAUGGUCGCUCCAGAGACGAAUGGGACAAACUGGCCCAGUGGGCUGUCAAACAUCGGGUGUAUUCAGAUAAUGUGCGUUGGCUAGUCCAGGUGCCCCGCCUUUUUGACGUGUAUCACACAAAGAAGCAGCUAGCUAAUUUCCAGGAGAUGCUGGAGAACAUCUUUCUGCCAUUGUUUGAAGUAACUAUCGACCCCCAGAGUCAUCCUGAGCUGCAUCUCUUCCUGGAGCACGUGGUGGGAUUCGACAGCGUGGAUGAUGAGUCCAAACCUGAGCACCACAUUUUCAAUCUAGACAGUCCUUUACCAGCCAACUGGAGAGAGGAGGACAACCCGCCCUACUCCUACUACCUCUAUUACACCUACGCCAACAUGACCGUGCUCAACCAACUGCGCCGGAGGCGAAACUUUCAUACGUUUGUGCUGCGACCUCACUGCGGGGAGGCAGGGCCGGUCCAUCACCUGGUAUCUGGUUUCAUGCUGUCGGAGAACAUCUCCCAUGGUCUGCUGCUCAGAAAGGCCCCUGUGCUGCAAUAUUUGUACUAUCUGGCUCAGAUCGGCAUCGCCAUGUCGCCUCUGAGCAACAACAGCCUGUUCCUGAGCUACCACCGCAAUCCACUGCCAGAGUAUCUGUCAAGAGGUCUCAUGGUGUCCCUGUCCACCGAUGACCCCCUCCAGUUCCACUUUACCAAGGAGCCUCUCAUGGAGGAGUACAGCAUUGCAACUCAAGUGUGGAAGCUGAGCUCCUGCGACAUGUGCGAGCUGGCAAGAAACAGUGUUCUCAUGAGUGGCUUUUCACACAAAGCUAAAAGCUACUGGCUGGGUCCCAGCUAUUACAGAGAGGGCCCGGAGAGCAACGACAUCCGCCGCACCAACCUCCCCGACAUUCGGGUGGCGUACCGAAGCGAGACGCUCUCAGAAGAGCUGCAGCUCAACACCCACGCCGUGCGAACCGAGGAGCUGGAAACCAUCAGCGAGGAAGACGCCCUGUGCAUGGGCCCUCUGGCCGGGUGCCGCUAAAGAGCGCCUGACGUGUAAGCUUGUCGUAAGGAACUCGUCCUGCCUGCAACAACUGACAUCCAUCCAUUUAUCCAUCCACUUCGUAAUGCGCUCUUAUUUGUUCUGCGUCAACACACUGCACAAGCAAAUGUUUUGCGGCCCAAAGCACAGUGACAAUUAUGAUUCCUUGGCGCUUCUGGCAGAACUCCUCAAACAUUCCACUGAGAGGGAAAGAGACAGAUUUCAUUCUUCAACCACUCGUCUUGAGCCUUAGAGAAAGGUCAGGCGACACUCAUUCCUUAUUGAUCUGGAGUUAUCCAAAAUAUCUAUUAUUGUUCCUUUGCAUGCGUCUAUCGCACUGUUCAUGCGCAACAAGAGUUCACAGUGCCUUGUUUAUUGAUGGUGAGUUGAUUGUUCAAACUGAGGCCACCUACAGUAGUGACAUGCACCCACCUGAAGAGGAUAUUUAUUCCUUUGCAUGCCUGCACGUUGAGUCGAUGACUUGUUUACAAGCUGUAACAUUAAGAUAGGUGACCGCCAUUUAUAGUCCCACUCUCUCUUGAAGGUUUCGACUCACUUCUGAAAGUUAUUUUUGAAGGAAAAAUACUGUUUUCAGUGAAAAUAGUCUACGACUACAAGAAAAUCAAGAUGCUAAUUUCCUUUUAAAAUAAGGCCAUUUAUGAGUGAUGUUCAAACGUUUGAAAGGAAUAUUGUGUUAGUGAAGUGGACCUGGAGAGCGUCAUCUGUGGACUGGGACACCACUACACCGUUGACCCUGUAUGAGAAUGCCAUGCCAGCUUGUAACUUCUCUCAUCAUGCCCACAAUGUUGUUCAAGCUAUGUGAAGGAUGAAAAGCAAGUGCGGCGAUGCCUUGAGAUACGAGUGAGUUUAACAUUGUGCUUUAGAAACGGUGAACUCGACUCACUUGAAAACAAAUGAGUCUUUAGGCUGUUUUAUUACCACUCUGAUAACCAAAAUCGUAAGAAGUCAUCUUAGCUCAAUGCUAACAAACAAAAAAAUGCCACAACUGUAGCGGUGUUGUGAAGCUUCAGACAACGGAUAUUUGAACAGAAGUCGUACAGCAACUCGUGUUGACGACAUAUCAUUCUGAAAAGCAUGUAUUUGUUGACCAGCUGUUAAAAAAAAUGGCCAAUUCUACUGCAGCUUUCUGAGUAAUUAAAAGUAGUUGUGAAAAUCUUCAAGCUACAGAUAUUUGAACACAAACACUGCAGCAACACAUGCAGACAAUGUAACGUACAAGCAUUUACAGUAUAUACAGUGGUAUGAAAAAGUAUCUGAACUUUUUUGAAUUUCUCACAUUUCUGCAUAAAACCCCCAUCAAAUAUGAUCUGAUCUUUGUCAAAAUCACACAGAUGAAAAUACAGUGUCUGCUUUAAUUAAAACCACCCAAACAUUUAUAGGUUUGCAAAUUCUAAUGAGGAUAGCACGCAAACAAUAAGAGAAGGGGGAAAAAUAAGUAAGUGAACCCUCUGCCUAAGGAGACUUAAAGAGCAAUUGAAACCAAUUUUUAGUUGAGUUGUUUUUACAUUUUAAUUCAGGUGUGUGCCCAAUCACUAAUGAAUUGUUUAAAGCUGCCAGGCCAAAUAUAAAACACACACCUGGUAAGAAAUCUCUUGAUGAGAAGCAUUGUCUGAUGUGCAUCAUGGCUCGGUCAAAAGAGCUGUCUGAAGACCUGCGAUCAAGGAUUGUUGAUUUGUAUAAAGCUGGGAAAAGAUACAAAACCAUCUCUAAAAGUCUGGAUGUUCAUCAAUCGACAGUCAGAGAAGUUGUCUACAAAUGGAGAGAGUUUGGCACUGUUGCUUCUCUCCCAAGGAGUGGCCGUCCACCAAAGAUGAUGCCAAGAGUUCAGCGCAGAAUACUCAGAGAGGUUAAAAAAAAAAAAACCUAGAGUGUCUGCUAAGGACUUACAGGAAUCACUGGCACAGUCAAAUAUCUCUGUGCACACAUUAACUAUAUGUAAAACUAUGGCAACUAAUGGUGUUCAUGGCAGGACUCUACAGAGGAAGCCACUGCUGCCUAAAAAAAAUUGUUGCUCGUUUAUUGCUCGCAAAAAGGCACUUGGACACUCCAUAGAAUUUUUGGCAAAAUAUUUUCUGGACUGAUGAAACCAAAGUUGAAUUGUUUGGGUUAGGUUUUAGGGCUGACCAACAUCAACACCUCACCCACACUGUAAAGCAUGGUGGAGGGAGUAUCAUGAUUUGGGGCUGUUUUGCUACCUCAGGGCCUGGACAACUUGCAAUCAUUAAUGGAAGAAGGAAUUCAAAAGUUUAUCAGGAUGUUUUGCAGGAAAACCUAAGGCUGUCUGUCAGACAGUUGAAGCUAAAAAGAGGAUGGAUGCUGCAACAAGACAAUGAUGCAAAACACAGAAGUAAAUCAACUUCAGAAUGGUUUCAGAAGAACAAAAUACACGUUCUGGAGUGGCCAAGUCAAAGUCCAGACUUGAACUAUAUUGAGAUGCUGUGGCAUUACCGAAAGACAGCGAUUCAUGCCAGACAUCCCAGGAAUCUGACUGAACUACAGCAGUUUUGUUGAGAAGAAUGGGCCAAGAUUAGUCCUGAUCGAUGUGCCAGACUGAUCUGCAGCUACAGAAAGCGUCUGGUUGAAGUUAUUGCUUGCAAGGGGGGGCACAAAAUUUUAAAUGUGAUGGUUCCUUUACUAAUCUUUCCCCCUUCUUGCAUUGUUUGCAUACUAUCCUCAUUAAAAUAUGAAAACCUAUAAAUGUUUGGGUAGUUUUAAUUAAAGCAGACACUGUUCUUUCAUCUGUGUCAUUUUGACAAAGAUCCGAUCAUAUUUGAUGGUGAUUUUAUGCAGAAAAUUUUGAAAAAUUCCAAAAGGUUCUGAUACUUUUUCAUACCACUUUAUUUGUGUUUUUUGUCCUCUGCGAAAAAUUACUAAUUUUACUGCAGCUUUCUGUAUUAUUAACAGUAAUUGUGAAAUUCUUUGUUUGCCAAUAUUACCUGUUUUAUACGGUACACCAAGAGCCGCAAUGAAAAAGUAGAACCGGUUUAAAUAGAUUCUAUUGCAUUAUGCUAUUCCUUCAUGCUUUUCUUAUAAAAAUAUUAUAAGGUGUUCAGAAAGAAUGUUUUCCUUAUAAAAAUAACCCAUGAUUAAAUGUGUUUUUUCUCAUUUCAACAAGUAAAUGCGAUUAGAGCUCUGUAUUUUAUUAUGAAUGUGCUUACGAAACAGACUAAACUCGUAUCUCAAGGCACGUAUAACCUGUUUGGAUUGAGAUGGCUGGCAGUCAAUGAUCACAUUUAAGUGCCAUUGACGUCCAAGCUAUAAAAUGGAUUGGGCGCCUAUCAGCCGUGGUUGACUUCCUAAAGCACCUCAGUUCAACUUUGUUCCUUGGCAGCAACACGUCUCAAAAUUACAUUUAAUAUUGACUCCAAAACAUUUAAAGCGGGUGUAUCCAUUAUUAUUAUACAUUAUUUAUUUGUGGAUACAAAAAGAAAAGAAUCAUCCGACUGAAGUCUCAAACUGGUGGCCAGUUUGCCCUUUCACCUCAAUUUGUCAUUGAGUUGCUAUGCUACGCUAAGCAAUAGGGAUGCUUUGCGAAUGUUGGGAAGUAGCCGUUACAAGGACGUCUUGGGUUUUCGAUACAUAGUGUAUUUUUCAAAGUGUAAUUUAGGGAUUUUUGCAUUCAUAUUAAGCAACAUUGUUAUUUGCCACUCAGUCAGCUGUGUUCGCCCAUAUACAGUAGUCGCUUCAUUCGAUAUUUCUUGUUUUACUGCUGAAAGUCACAUUAAUGGUCAACAGGGAUCGAGAAAAUGACCGUUUCCGCUUCGCAUGAUGGUAAUUCAUAGCACAUAUUUCAUGUAAAAAAAAAAAAAAAAAAAACGUGAACGCACAGUUUAUUGAUUAAUCCUCUGACUUCAAGUGAAGGAUAAUUAACUCACUGGCUGCCACUGAUGGCAAUGGAUGUCCAAUCCAGUCACUAGUAUACGUAGCUGGCAUAAAUCGGUUAACAUACGCUAUUUGCAGUUAAUAGUUAUUGGACCGAUAUAGUGAAAUUAGAUCAUCAAUGAUUACACCAAUAAAAACAUGUUGAAAUCAUAUAAAGAAAUAUUUUUAAAUGAAAGUUUGAGCUGCCUAUAGAAAAUCUUUUUUGUGCUAUUGAAUAAUUAUUUGGGUUGGCCAGUUAUCUUAAAACCUAUUUACCAGUAGGUGACGCUAUAGAUGCACUUGUUGUACACAGCUUGUAAAUUCUAACUUGUUCACUCCAUGUCUAGUUUAUGGAGACAUUGAAUCAUGUUAAUCACGCACACAUUGGCAUACAUGCUAAUAUUAACUCUCGAUUAGAAACUAGCUCAGGCUUGUUCUGAUUCCAUCAGUGUUGUAGAUCAAAGGGAAACAUAAUUGUGUUUUAUUGCUGAAGAAUCCAUCCAAAUAAUAUUUGUAAUCUUAACCAGCAAUUUUAUUUUGUUUUUACUUUUUUUUUGUUUGUUUGUUUAAAGCAAAAAACCGACAUAAAUUGAUCACUCACAUUCAAUUGUCAGAAUCCACCUUUUAUUUUAUUAUUUUUUUUAACACAAAGGUUUCAUUCUAAUUUGGUUUGUUCUUGUCUGACACACAGGAUACUGUAGCACGACCUACCUCACAAGGCCUAAUCCUAUAGUUGUGUUCAUUUCUCUUGUCCCAUUACAUGGAUGAGAGUAUUCAAAUGUUAAACACGAUCACAAAAUCAUCAGUUCUGAGGAAUUUCUAUGUGUUUUUGUGUUCGAUAAUUCAAAUGUCAUGGUUCUCUGCCCGUUGUGGGGCUCUAGUGAGAUAAUCAGAUCCCGACAGUGUUGGCAAGUCUUUGGUGAGAAUUGUCUGAGCAGUUUAAAUAAAGCACGUUUAUUCAUGA